ACAAUGAACCCUUUGACGAAGGUGAAGCUCAUCAAUGAGCUGAAUGAGCGGAAGGUCCAGCUUGCGGUGGCCGGUGCGGUUUCCUGGCGCUCUGAGGACAAGGACAGCGCCUGGAUCUUCCUGGGAGGCCUUCCUUACGAGCUGACUGAAGGAGACGUCAUCUGUGUGUUCUCACAGUAUGGAGAGGUCGUGAACAUCAAUCUCGUGAGGGACAAGAAGACUGGGAAAUCCAAAGGAUUCGGUUUCCUGUGCUAUGAAGACCAGAGGAGCACAAUCCUGGCUGUGGAUAAUUUCAAUGGGAUCAAAAUCAAAGGACGGACCAUCCGAGUGGAUCACGUGACCAACUAUCGGGCUCCGAAGGACUCAGAGGAGUUGGACGAGGUAACCAAAGCCCUGCAGGAGAAGGGCUGUGGGGCUCACACACCCCCGCCAAGCUCAUCGGAGGGCUCAGACAAUGACAGACCCACAAAGAAGCACAGAAAAGACAAAAAGGGGAAAAAGAAAGGAACGAAAGUCAAAGAGAAGCCUGAGCGGGAGGUCCUGACUGAGCCACUGCCCUCCUCCUCCUCACCCAGCAUCAAGGUGAUAACGGAGGAGCCAGGCUUGAAAAAGCACUGCAGCGAGAGCUCCACCAGGGCGCCCACGGCAGAGGCCAGAGAGGGCCGGAAGCAGCAGCCCAGCUCUCCAGACGGACGACGGGCAGCAGACCCAGAGAGGAAGGAGAAGCCCAGGAUUGAACCUAAGUCUUCCAGCAAGAGAGAAGGAAAAGAGGACAAGAGCCGGGACCGGGACCGGGGCCAGGGCCGAAGCACAGACACUCAUCCUGGCUGGCCCAGCAGUCACAGGAGCCGGAGCCGGGAUCAGGUCUACAGGCACAAGAGGUCCUGGCAUUCCCAGGGUGGUGAGGGCUCCAUCCCCGGGGCCACUGACCCUCGGCCUGCUCAGCCACGUAGGAGAUUGUGA
Messenger RNA from Echinops telfairi (small Madagascar hedgehog), 963 nucleotides. It is a transcript of the gene RBMX2, whose product is annotated as RNA binding motif protein X-linked 2. Gene Ontology annotation, biological process: mRNA splicing, via spliceosome. Lineage: Eukaryota; Metazoa; Chordata; Mammalia; Afrosoricida; Tenrecidae. Gene Ontology annotation, molecular function: RNA binding. The record is from RefSeq and is a predicted model, not a curated record. Bases 4 to 963 code for a protein of 319 amino acids. The transcript has a single exon. Gene Ontology annotation, cellular component: U2 snRNP; precatalytic spliceosome; catalytic step 2 spliceosome.